GGGACGAGGCGGCCUUCUCGCGAGGCUUGGCCGGGCUGGGAGGCAGAGGCGCGAUGGCGGCGGAGCGGGGCCGGCGCCAGGAAGGAGCGGAGCCCGAGCUGCGCGGGAGGCCCUUCCGGAGGCGGCGCGGGCAGCAGCCGAGGGGCCGGGCGGCCGCCGGAGAGGCCUGAGGCAGGGAGGGACGACGGGAGGCCGCCAUGAGCCAAGGCAGCGGAGGAGGCGGCGGAGGGGAGCCCGAGGCCAAGGCCCUCCACACCAAGAGGCUCUACCGAGCGGUGGUAGAGGCAGUGCACAGACUGGAUCUCAUUCUGGGAAACAAAGCAGCUUAUCAAGAAGUAUUCAAGCCAGAGAACAUCAGCCUGAGAAACAAGCUCCGCGAAUUGUGUGUGAAGCUCAUGUUCUUGCACCCGGUGGAUUAUGGGAGGAAAGCCGAGGAGUUGCUGUGGAGGAAGGUUUACUACGAAGUCAUCCAGCUCAUUAAAACAAACAAAAAGCACAUUCACAGCCGCAGUACUCUGGAGUGUGCCUACCGGACACACCUCAUUGCCGGCAUCGGGUUUUAUCAGCACCUCCUUCUCUACAUUCAGUCCCACUACCAGCUGGAGCUGCAGUGUUGUAUCGACUGGACCCAUGUUACGGAUCCCCUGAUCGGUUGUAAGAAGCCGGUGUCGGCCUCAGAGAAGGAGAUGGAGUGGGCCCAGAUGGCCUGCCACCGGUGUCUGGUUUACCUGGGGGAUUUAGCUCGGUAUCAGAAUGAAUUGGCCGGUGUGGAUACAGAAUUGCUGGCUGAGAGAUUCUACUAUCAAGCCCUUUCGGUUGCACCGCAAAUAGGGAUGCCUUUUAACCAGCUGGGGACACUGGCCGGGAGCAAAUUCUACAACGUGGAAGCCACCUACUGCUAUUUGCGCUGUAUCCAGUCUGAAGUGUCCUUUGAAGGGGCUUACGGGAACCUCAAGCGCCUCUACGACAAGGCGGCCAAAAUGUAUCACCAGCUGAAGAAAUGCGAAACCAGGAAACUGUCGCCCAGCAAAAAGAGGUGCAAAGAUAUUAAGCGGUUGCUGGUGAGCUUCAUGUACUUGCAGAGCCUCCUUCAGCCAAAAAGCAGUUCUGCGGACUCCGAGCUGACCUCUCUCUGCCAGUCGGUCCUGGAAGAUUUCAACCUCUGCCUCUUCUACCUGCCUUCCCCCAACCUGAGCUCCGCCAACGAGGAGGAAGAGGAGUGCGAGAGCGGCUACUCCUUCCUGCCGGACCUCCUCAUCUUCCGGAUGGUCGUCAGUUGCCUCAUGAGCGUCCACAGCCUCAAGAGAGCAGGCUCCAAGCAGUAUAGUGCAGCCAUUGCGUUCACGCUGGCCCUCUUUUCGCAUCUCAUCAACCACGUCAACAUCCGCUUGCAGGCCGAGUUGGAAGAAGGCGAGAGCCCUGUCCCAGCCUUCAGGAACGACGGCACAGAGGAUCCAGAAGCCCGGGAAUCGCUGAACUCGACUGAAAAGGAACCCGAGGCCGACUUGGCCAACCACCGGCCCAGUGAAGAGGAGCGGAAAGGCGAGAGCAAAAAGGGAAAGAAAUACUCGCGCCUCUCUUGCCUCCGCCGCCGGCGCCACGACCAGAAGGUGGACGAGAGCGACCUCAGCGAGGGCUUCGACUCCGACUCCAGCCCCGAUUCCACCAAAGGGAGCGAAGGGUCGGAAACCGGGUCGGAGAAGAGCGACGAGGAGGCCGAGACCGCGUUCGACGUGGAGACCGACUCGGACAUGAACAGCCAAGAGUCCCGCUCGGACUUGGAGGACAUGGAGGAUGAAGCUGACGGAGACGGACACGUCCGGAGCGUGAAGAACGGCACCAAGGAGGUCUUGGAAGGCGAAGGCGAGGGGCCGCCAGCGGAGUCAAAGAGCCCCGUGGUGGCCAAGACCGAGGCCCCCGAACCCGUGGCCAACGGGCCAAGCUCACUGGGGCCCAGCGAGGCCAGCAUCGCCAGCAACCUCCAGGCCAUGUCCACCCAGCUCUUCCAGACCAAGCGCUGCUUCCGCCUGGCCCCCACUUUCAGCAACGUCCUCCUCAAACCGAACUGCGAAUUGCCUCCCUCCAAAGAGGCAACCGGCAUCAAGCCCUGUGUCAACGGAGAUGUGGAGAAGCCCAGCGUGGCUGAGCCAGACGACGUUUCCGAGUCGGAAGAAAGCAUCUCCAGCGGCAAAUCCUGCCGGAACGAGCGCUCCCUCCAGGAGAAGCUGGAGAUCAUCACCAACGAGGGGCUGCUCCCAACGGUCAAGGUGUUUCUGGACUGGCUGAGGACCAACACCGACCUCAUCAUCAUGUGUGCUCAGAGUUCUCAGAGUUUGUGGAACCGUCUCUCUGUCCUUCUGAACCUGCUUCCUUCAGCUGCAGACCUGCAAGAUUCAGGGCUUUUCCUUGGCAGCGAAGUCAAGAGCAUGCUUCCUGGGUGCGAACUCCCGGAGCUGAGCGCCUGCUUGCUUCUCCCGGAGGAUGUGGCCCUCCGCAACCUUCCUCCGCUGAAGAACGCCCACAAGCGGUUCAACUUUGAGCAGGACAGGCCUUCCCUCACAGACGUGGAGGAGUCCGUGGUCCGCCUCUGCUGCAUCCGAAGCUUUGGCCACUUCAUCACCCGCCUCCAAGGCAGCAUCCUGCAGUUCAACUCUGAGGUCGGGAUCUUCAUCAGCAUCGCUCAGUCGGAGCAAGACGGCAUGAUCCAGCAGGCCCAGGCCCAGUUCCGCAUGGCUGCCGAAGAAGCCCGCCGGAACCGGCUCAUGAGGGACAUGGCCCAGCUUCGGCUGCAGCUGGAGGUGUCGCAGUUGGAAGGCAGCCUGCAGCAGCCCAAGGCCCAGUGCGUGAUGUCUCCUUACCUGGUUCCGGACACCCAGGCCCUCUGCCAGCAUCUCUCCACGAUCAGGCAGCUUGCCGCCAGCGGACGGUUCAUCGUCAUCAUCCCCCGGACAGUGAUCGACGGCUUGGACUUCCUGAAGAAAGAGAAUGCUGGCGCUCGCGACAGCAUCCGAUACCUAGAGGCCGAAUUCAAAAAGGGAAACAGGUACAUUCGUUGCCAGAAAGAAGUGGGAAAAAGCUUUGAGCGGCACAAGCUGAAGAGGCAAGACUUGGAUGCUUGGAAUCUCUAUAAGAUCCUGGAUAGCUGCAAACAGCUGACCACUUCUCAAGGGGGCAGCGAGGAGGACACCACCGGGAUGGUGACCAUCAUCACGGGCUUCCAGCUGGAUGACCUGAGCAAGCUUUCGGCCCCCAUGCAGUCGGCCCUGCAAGCGGCAUCCAACGCCAGCGUCGAGAUCAAGAACGUGCUGGAGUUCUUCAAGCAGUGGAAGGAGAUGGGCUGAGGACGGACGGGAGGAGCCGCCGGGUUGGUCGAAGUUCUCUCUCCUCGGACGCGCCGCGUUGGAACGGAGCCGCCGCCAAGCCACGGGCGACAUUUGGACGCGAAGCAGCCGCCGCAGCCGCCGCCUCAUCCACUGAAAGGAGCCUCCGAAGAAGGCAUGGGCGACAACGCCCUUUCCAUGCCCAUCCACACCACCAACACAACCACACCGGACACCCCAGUGGCCUGGCGACGACGCCGGGCGGGCGGGAAGCGCUCUGAAACAAGAGCAUCCCAGACAGACCCCGAGCGGGUGGGGAACAAGGGGGGUUCGUUCAUCGCCGGGGAGGGACGGGGACCAAAAAGCUUGCUUGGUUCCUCGCCUCCCACAAUCCGCAGGGUGUUUGGUUUCCCGUUUUCGUUUUGCCCCCGGAGAGCCAGCGAUUUUAAGCAAGAGAGGCACGGAGUUUGGGAUUCGGCUCUUUUCGGGGAAAGGGCCCGAGUUGGACACGUUGGCCGUUUAUUUUCACUCCUCGCGCGCAUUUCUCCUCCUUUCCCUUGGUUGUUUUGUUCCUUUCCUUUUGCAGGCUGGGACCUUAAGAUGCUAGAAAGGUAUAUAUAUAUAUAAGAGACACACACACACAAAAAAAAGGCAGCGAAAGUUUUCUUAUUUUUCGUGCGGAGACGGAUCGGAAAAGGUAAAAACAGUCGCGGGCUUUUCCUGGCCUUUCCAGGAAAAAAUAUCCUCUUCUUUUUGAGUGUUGUCAUGGGACGGAUUUAUGAUUUUAUCCCCCUUUAUGCCUCUCUUUUUCCCUUCCUUAAGGGUUGUUCUCCUCGCUCGUAUUUGCCCUUGCUGGGAAAAUGUGUAUUUCGGGGUCAUCGUUUGGGUUUUGUUUUGUCUCUUGAUGUCCAAAAAAGGCCUUUGAAUCAACUCCGCAAAAUUUUAGAGCGUAAAGAAGCCGAUUAACAAGACAAGGGAGAAGAAACGGGAUUUUAUUAUUUGGUGUUCCUUUCGGUAUAAAGAUCAAGCCAAAAACGAUAUAUAUUUUUGACCCACAUAUCGGAGACGAAGCUAGCCGUGGCUUCCGUUGGGUCCCGAUUCGGUUCACUCCUUUCCCGUUCAGACCAAAACCCAAACCGCAUUUGUCGCCAGGAAUUUUUUGCAGUCUUGGGAUGCUUUUGCUUCCUUCGAUCCCGGUUUCGAGAGACGGGGUUGGUUUGGGAAUUGCUUAAAAAGGGACGUGAAGUAGGCCGACGGAGAUGGGAUGUUGCAAAAUAAGGAGAAACGGUUUAAUUUAUCCCGGAAGGAACAUGUUGCGGGAGUUGACAUUUCGAGAUUUGCCGAAUUAGAUUCCCGAUUGUUGAAUUGGCAUCCCGUUGGAGACAUUCCCUUGACCCAAAUGGCACAGAAAUGGGGUCUUUCCCCAUAAACCAACAAUUGAUCUGACCAAAUGCUGCAUUUCUGGGCAUCAUAACUCCUUGAAUAGUUUUAUUUUUGCGCCGUGAAAUGCAAAACCGUUUCACCAUUUUUGGGUUGGCUUUCCAAACAAUUUCUCCAAAUAUUAGGAACCGAACAUGAAACCGUUUCGCCAUCUUUGGGUUGGCUUUCCAAAUAAUUUCUCGUGAAACCGCUUUGCCAUCUUUGGGUUGGCUUUCCAAAUAAUUUCUCCUAAUAUUGGGAACCGAACGUGAAACCGCUUCACCAUGUUUGGGUUUGACUUUCCAAACAAUUUCUCCUAAUAUUAGGAACCGAACGUGAAACCGCUUCACUAUCUUUGGGUUGGCUUUCCAAAUCAUUUCUCCUAAUAUUAGGAACCAAACGUGAAACCGCUUCACCAUGUUUGGGUUUGACUUUCCAAACAAUUUCUCCUAAUAUUAGGAACCGAACGUGAAACCGCUUUGCCAUCUUUGGGUUGGCUUUCCAAAUAAUUUCUCCUAAUAUUAGGAACCGAACGUGAAACCGCUUCACUAUCUUUGGGUUGGCUUUCCAAAUCAUUUCUCCUAAUAUUAGGAACCGAACGUGAAACCGCUUCACCAUGUUUGGGUUUGACUUUCCAAACAAUUUCUCCUAAUAUUAGGAACCGAACGUGAAACCGCUUCACUAUCUUUGGGUUGGCUUUCCAAAUCAUUUCUCCUAAUAUUAGGAACCAAACGUGAAACCGCUUCACUAUCUUUGGGUUGGCUUUCCAAACAAUUUCUCCUAAUAUUAGGAACCGAACGUGAAACCACUUUGCCAUGUUUGGGUUGGCUUUCCAAAUAAUUUCUCCUAAUAUUAGGAACUGAACAUGAAACCGCUUCACCAUGAUUGGGUUGGCUUUCCAAACAAUUUCUCCUAAUAUUAGGAACCGAACGUGAAACUGGUUCACCAUCUUUGGGUUGGCUUUCCAAAUAAUUUCUCCUAAUAUUAGGAACUGAAGGUGAAACCGCUUCACCAUAUUUGGGUUGGUUUUCCAAACAAUUUCUCGUGAAACUGCUUCACCAUGUUUGGGUUGGUUUUCCAAAUAAUUUCUCCUAAUAUUAGAAACCGAACCUGAAACAGUUUUGCCAUCUUUGGGUUGGCUUUCCAAACAAUUUCUCCUAAUAUUAGGAACCAGACGUGAAACCGCUUCGCCAUGUUUGGGUUGGCUUUCCAAAUAAUUUUUCGUGAAACGCUUUGCCAUCUUUGGGUUGGCUUUCCAAACAAUUUCUCUUAAUAUUAGGAACCGAACGUGAAACCACUUCACCAUGUUUGGGUUGACUUUCCAAACAAUUUCUCCUAAUAUUAGGAACCAAACGUGAAACCACUUCACCAUGUUUGGGUUGACUUUCCAAAUAAUUUCUCCUAAUAUUGGGAACUGAACGUGAAACCGCUUCACCGUGUUUGGGUUGACUUUCCAAAUAAUUUCUCUUAAUAUUAGGAACCAAACGUGAAACCGCUUUGCCAUCUUUGGGUUUGACUUUCCAAAUAAUUUCUCCUAAUAUUGGGAACUGAACAUGAAACCACUUCACCAUGUUUGGGUUGUCUUUCCAAAUAAUUUCUCGUGAAACCGCUUUGCCAUCUUUGGGUUGGCUUUCCAAACAAUUUCUCCUAAUAUUAGGAACUGAACGUGAAAUUGCAUCACUAUCUUUGGGUUGGCUUUUCAAAUAAUUUCUCCUAAUAUUAGGAUCCGAACUUUUCCCCGGACAAUCUGACUCCUUCGUAGUAGAGUGGUUGCCACGGGAAAGGUCCAAACGUCCCAGCGAGUAGACCCUCCUUGCCUAGAAAUGUCCCGAUGUGGAUGGACCACACGAUGCCCGUUUGUGGCUAAUGGGUGUGAGAUCAACUUCAUUGCACAUUUAUUUUCCCAUUAUGUUGCUGGAUAUCCGGGUGGGUUUGGGGUCUUCCCGUUCUCUGUCUACGAAGCCUUCCUCUCUUUGGUGGCUUAAUGCGGAACGUUAGCCACGUCUGGCUAGCGUUUGGCGCAUGGCUAGCCACACCAUUGGUUCUUCCUAAUCCAGUCCCUUAAGUGUCGCUUGUGUGUGUGUGUGUACGCGGCAUUCGCACCCAGAACUUAAGUGUCGGAGAAGCUCUUCCGUUCUCCCGAAAGAAGGCCAGGGUGGAGUAGGAUCCAUCGUUGCGUAUCCGGAUGUCUCGAAAUGGGAUCUCUCGUUAUUUUGCAAAGUUUCCGGACGAACAGGAAGAGGAAGUCCUUGCGUCCGCACACACACACACAUCUAUCCCGCCCUUUCCCCUGUAAAUGAUUGGAACGCAUCCACCGGCUUCAUUAAAACCAAUGCGAGAUGUUUGUAAAUCCUUUA
Molecule: messenger RNA, 7096 nt
Organism: Anolis carolinensis (green anole)
Lineage: Eukaryota; Metazoa; Chordata; Lepidosauria; Squamata; Anolidae
Gene: smg5
Product: SMG5 nonsense mediated mRNA decay factor
Exons: 22
Coding region: 198-3341 (1047 amino acids)
Biological process (GO): nuclear-transcribed mRNA catabolic process, nonsense-mediated decay
Cellular component (GO): telomerase holoenzyme complex
Molecular function (GO): telomerase RNA binding; telomeric repeat DNA binding; protein binding
Source: RefSeq, a predicted model, not a curated record